AUGGCGGCACCGGCCUCAAUUUCUCUCCUCGGACCACCGGAAAUCUACCCGGCAACCCCCGCCCCCUCCGCCACCGCCACCGCCACCGCCACCGCCACCGAUCCCACAACCGCCGCCGCAGGAUCGUACGUGGAUGUCCUUGUAGCGAACUUGAACGGUGUGGCGAUUGGCCGAAAUCAAAACCUUCCGAUGGGUCUGACGGAGAAUUUCUCGCCGACCUUCCUCUCGACGGGGAACCCCUGCCUUGAUUUCUUCUUCCACGUCGUCCCCGACACGCCGCGGGAGACCCUGGUCGAGCGUCUGAAGCUCGCGUGGGAGCAGGACCCACUGAAGGCCCUGAAGCUCGUCUGCAACCUCCGUGGGGUGCGGGGCACCGGGAAAUCAGACAGAGAAGGCAGCUACACGGCGGCGCUCUGGCUGCACGAGAACCACCCCAAAACCCUAGCCCGCAACAUCGACUCGCUGGCGAAUUUCGGCUACUUCAAAGACCUUCUCGAGAUUCUAUUCCGGGUUCUCGAAGGCCCCGACGCCCGGCAGAAGGCCAAGGAGGCGUACGAGCAGUGGAAGCAGAGGAAAGAGACAAAGGAGAUGAAGAAAUUGUAUGGCAAAGACUAUUUUGGUGGCCGGAGAAGGUUCGUUGGCGGAGUGAAGAGGAGCAACAAAUCGAAGAAGGAGAAAAUCGAGCCAACCUUGAGCCGAGAGGAGAAGAGAAUCCUUCGUGCGAAAAGGGUUGUCGAGAGGUUUAACAGAGACCCCGACUUCAAAUUCCUGCACAACUGCAUGUCGGACUGUUUCGCACAGUUCCUGAGGUCGGACAUGGAGAUGCUGAACUCGGGGCAUCUCAACAAAAUCAGCUUGGCCGCGAAAUGGUGCCCUUCUAUCGACUCCUCCUAUGAUCGGAUCACGCUUCUCUGUGAGACAAUCUCGAAAAAGGUAUUCCCGAGAGCCGAGUAUCCGGAGUACGAAGGAGUGGAGGAGGCCCACUAUGCGUAUCGAGUGAGGGACCGUUUAAGGAAGGAAGUGCUCGUUCCUCUUCGUAAAGCCCUGGAGCUGCCGGAGGUUUACAUUGGGGCCAACGAUUGGGGUUCCCUCCCUUACAACAGGGUGGCCUCGGUUGCCAUGAAAACGUACACACGCUUAUUCUUCAAACACGACGAGUCGAGGUUUCGGGAGUAUCUCGACAAGGUAGAGAGAGGUGAAGCCAAGAUUGCAGCUGGUGCCUUGCUUCCGCACGAGAUAAUUUCUAGCCUGGAUGAUGGCGGCCAGGUGGCGGAGCUUCAGUGGAGGAGGAUGGUGGAUGACAUGGCGAAGAUUGGGAAGUUGAAUAACUGUUUGGCAGUAUGUGAUGUGUCUGGGAGUAUGUCCGGGAUUCCAAUGGAGGUAUCGGUGGCUCUUGGGCUUUUGGUGUCUGAAUUGAGUGAGGAGCCUUGGAAAGGGAAAGUGAUUACUUUCAGCGAAAGACCCAAGCUUCAGACAGUCAAGGGUUCCAACCUGAAAGAGAAGACUGAGUUUGUGAGGCGUAUGGAAUGGGGUUGGAACACGAACUUCCAGAAGGUGUUCGACUUGCUGCUUAAGGUGGCGGUGGACGGGAAAUUGAAGCCAGAUCAAAUGAUCAAGAGGGUGUUUGUUUUCAGUGACAUGGAAUUUGACCAGGCGUCUAUGAACCCGUGGGAGACUGAUUAUGAGGCGAUUGUGAGGAAGUAUGGUGAGAAGGGUUAUGGGGAAUGUGUGCCGGAGAUUGUGUUUUGGAACUUGAGGGACUCACGGGCUACACCGGUGCCGGCAAACCAGUCGGGGGUGGCGCUCGUGAGCGGGUUCUCGAAGAAUCUGAUGAAGUUGUUUUUGGAGGGAGGUGGGAUUAUAGAUCCUGUUGUGGUCAUGGAAGCUGCCAUUGCUGGGGAGGAGUAUCAGAAGCUUGUGGUGGUAGACUGA
Messenger RNA from Striga asiatica, 1932 nucleotides. NCBI's taxonomy places the organism in Eukaryota, Viridiplantae, Streptophyta, Magnoliopsida, Lamiales, Orobanchaceae. The record is from the annotation of a GenBank genome assembly.